UACCUCAUCCUCACCCUCAAAUCAUCCUCACAUUCUUAUUGCUUAAACUUUAUAAAUUCCUCAUCACCUCUCACAAAUUAGAAUCACUCCACAAGAUUGAGUAUAACCCUGGUUAACUAGCUAGACCAAGAAUUUCAACCUUCAUCACUGGAUCUGUACAUGAAUCCAUCCAUCAUCCAUGUUACCAAAAUCAUACCAAACUUCUAUCUCUUUCCUUUUGACCACAAUCACAUGUCAUCAAUUCUAAUCUUAGUAAUUUUUUUCAAAAUCACCGAAUUUUUCCUUCUUUUAGCCAGCUAGUUAGCUUUAGACAAAUCCCAACCAAACCCACCUGAAAAACAGUACCUUUUUAAAGAACAACUAUCUCAAACCACAAUACAACCUAUAUAUAUACAUAUACAUAUAUAUGUAUCCCACCAAAUACAGGAAUAUAACAAAAACAUCUUGUGCUCAAGCUCAUUAACACACACAUAUCCUAGCUCAGAACUUUGAGAACAUUGACAUGUCAGCUGCCGUGGCUGCCGCCGCUUCCGCCGCUAUAUCCAGCUACAACAACUCCUCCUCAAGCAGCAGCAACCAUAGUGAUGAGUUGUUAACUUCACAAACAAUGCAAGUUUCUGUUGCUCCACCACUAAGCAGGUACGAGUCACAAAAGAGACGUGAUUGGAACACUUUUGGUCAAUACCUAAAAAACCAUCGUCCACCAUUAACACUCUCACGUUGUAGUGGUGCACAUGUUCUUGAGUUUCUUCGUUACUUGGAUCAGUUUGGAAAAACCAAGGUUCAUUCUGAAAACUGUGCUUAUUUUGGAAACUCACACCCACCAGGUCCAUGUCCUUGUCCUUUGAAACAAGCUUGGGGAAGUCUUGAUGCUCUUAUUGGUAGGUUACGUGCUGCUUUUGAAGAGAACGGUGGUUCACAAGAGAUGAACCCUUUUGGAGCACGUGCUGUUAGGUUGUAUCUUAGGGAAGUUAGAGAUGCUCAAGCUAAAGCUAGAGGGAUUGGUUAUGAGAAGAAGAAAAGGAAGAAACUGAAUCAAAAUCAACAAAAUGGGUCGAUGACUAUGGUGCAAAAUGAUCAUGUGCAUCAUCAUGAUGAUGUAGUGAAUUCAGGUUAUGGUCAUGGUGGUGGUUUUGUCGAUCAGUACUCAAAUUUAAAUGGGACAACUUCUAGAAAUGAUGCCGCAGUUUCUUAUUUCUCAUUAUAGUUUGUUUAAGAUAAGAUAUAUAUAUAUAUAUAUAUAUAUAUAUAUAUAUAUAUAUAUAUAUAUAUGUAUACUUUAAUUAUCAGAUAUAAUACCUAAUAUUUCAUGCAUGUGUUGGUAGGAUUAGGAACUCUAAAAUCAUGAUCGUCAGGUUCUAUGAUUAAUGUGGUAGGGCUCACAUAUGUAAUAAGGGUGUGGUCAUUAUUGAUAGCUUAUCAGUGUUCUGUAGUGUUCUAAUUAAUACCGAAACUUCGUUCUAUUAUAUGCUUUGGUUUUUAGGAUAACGGAAAAGUAUAAGGACUGUUGUGAAUUUGAUUAAUGAUAUUCUCUUAUAUAAUUCAGUUAGAAA
This is a messenger RNA of Medicago truncatula (barrel medic), 1553 nucleotides long. Its product is annotated as protein LIGHT-DEPENDENT SHORT HYPOCOTYLS 4. The transcript has a single exon. The record is from RefSeq and is a predicted model, not a curated record. The coding region runs from base 503 to 1207 and encodes 234 amino acids. Lineage: Eukaryota; Viridiplantae; Streptophyta; Magnoliopsida; Fabales; Fabaceae. Gene Ontology annotation, biological process: mRNA transcription; response to light stimulus. Gene Ontology annotation, cellular component: nucleus.